AUGAAAGCUUUCCCCAUCCUUUUCACCCUGGGAUGUCUCGGCGGAGCAUUGGCCCAGCAGUGUCCUGGAAGCUGGUACCUCGAGCCUGAUGACUGCAUAUGCAUGAACAGCCGGGACGGGUCUCUGCUCAAGACGCAGACUCUGGGAUGCUGCAAGUCAAUGGGCUACAGAACCUAUGACAAUAUUUGCGCCGUGGAUCGUGAUAAGCGCCAGGCGUUCAAGGACUGCUGCAAGAAUUUGAAGCAGGAAAGCGUUAUCGGCCACUGUCGCUGAGAGAUGCCGUGGUGUAGUGUAAUGUUUUGAUAGGGGAGUUUUCAGGAAAGCAAAGCGUAAUGGACAAAGUGAUGCGAGAACCUGAACUCGCACCUAGCACCAGCUGACAGUUGGACUGAAAUGGGAAUAUAGUUUGUCC
Messenger RNA from Parathielavia appendiculata, 412 nucleotides. RefSeq lists its product as uncharacterized. The transcript is spliced from 2 exons. The record is from RefSeq and is a predicted model, not a curated record. The coding region runs from base 1 to 273 and encodes 90 amino acids. NCBI's taxonomy places the organism in Eukaryota, Fungi, Ascomycota, Sordariomycetes, Sordariales, Chaetomiaceae.